CCCCAAACCCCGACCGCCCCACCCCAAACCCCACAGCCGCCUCCGCCACCGGAGCCGCGCUCCCCGCAGCCCGCGGCGCCCGCCCGGCGGGGAGCGCCUCCCGCCCGGCCAUGGAGCGCUGCUGAGCGGCCCCCGGGGCCAGCGGAGCGGAUCAUGAACCUGGUGGGGGGCUACCAGCAUCACCACCACCACCACCAUCACCACCACAUGCUGCACGACCCUUUCCUCUUCGGGCCGGCGGCGCGGUGCCACCAGGAGCGCGCCUACUUCCCCGGCUGGGUGCUCAACCCGGCCGAGGCGACCCCCGAGCUCGCCGGGCAGAGCCCUGGCUACGGCCCCGCCGAGUACGGCCCGGCCGGCCCGGGGCGGCUGGAGGCUCUCAGCGGCCGCCUGGGACGGCGAAAAGGUGUCGGGGGUCCCAAGAAGGAGCGGCGGAGGACGGAGAGCAUCAACAGCGCCUUCGCCGAGCUCCGCGAGUGCAUCCCCAACGUGCCCGCCGACACCAAACUCUCCAAGAUCAAGACCCUGCGUCUGGCCACCAGCUACAUCGCCUACCUGAUGGAGGUGCUGGCCAAGGACAGCCAGCCCGGGGACACCGAGGGCUUCAAAGCCGAACUCAAGAAGGCGGACGGCAGGGAGAACAAGAGGAAAAGGGAGACGCCCGAGGUCUAUUCGCAUCCUCUGGGUCACGGCGAGAAGAAGCUGAAGGGCCGGACGGGUUGGCCCCAGCAGGUCUGGGCUCUGGAACUGAACCCCUGAGAGCUGCCCCGCCGCCGCUCCCCGCCCGCCCCUCCAUGUG
Poecile atricapillus (Black-capped chickadee) is the source of this 799-nucleotide messenger RNA. It is a transcript of the gene HAND1, whose product is annotated as heart and neural crest derivatives expressed 1. The record is from RefSeq and is a predicted model, not a curated record. Gene Ontology annotation, molecular function: protein dimerization activity; DNA-binding transcription factor activity, RNA polymerase II-specific; RNA polymerase II transcription regulatory region sequence-specific DNA binding. NCBI's taxonomy places the organism in Eukaryota, Metazoa, Chordata, Aves, Passeriformes, Paridae. Gene Ontology annotation, biological process: heart development; regulation of transcription by RNA polymerase II. The coding region runs from base 154 to 759 and encodes 201 amino acids. The transcript is spliced from 2 exons.